CUUCCUCGCCUCCAAUUUGAAACGUAUCCUUCGUGGGUUAUUCCACACCGACGGGUUUGCGCCCAGGGAUGCAGCUCAGCGCGACUGAAUUCGCUCACAAAUCCCGUUGGGUUUCCUUCACCGGCUGCUGAGAGUAGUCCUGCGGAGAUCUCUGUUGGUGUUGUCAUUGAAUUCAAGAUUUUUGAGGGUUGCGUAAUUAGCAGAGAAGAACAGGGGGUGGAGGAGAAACGAGACAGUACGAUACGAUACGAUACGAGGAGCGCGAAGUGGGGUCUUCGUUCGUUCGAGAGGUGUGGAAUCACUGCGUGUGCAAUCGGCGGUUGUGGCCGUGGUUUUUUUUGGACACAACAGUUUCAGGUAGUCUCCGAUGUGUGAGGUCUUCAAUGAGUCGGGCUUACUCUUGGAUGGGCGACAUCCACGAACACCUCCGGAAUGGAAUACGCCAUGAGCCAUUGUGAUUGUUUCUAACAAAGGAUCAUCAUGGUGGCACAUGCAGCGGUUGGCGUUGCCAUAGCGGUCACGUCGAUCUCCAGCUCGAAUUCUGUUUGUCUUGCAGAGUUCGAAAAUUGUCGUGUGCGAUUGUCCAAUGCCAGGGCCGUUGCAGAUACGAUGAAGUGCACCGGUGGAAAUUUGGAUCCUGGGAAAUGGAGAGAGAAUCAGAUCCUGAGCAUUAUUACCCUGCGAAGACAAGCUCUGAAAGUAUGUGCGGAUGUAAUUUGCCCUUGUAUGUUUGCUAUUUGUGCGAUGUGGAAGCAGAAAGCUUCAGUUGGUGCACUCAACUUGGCCCAGUGUCAUUCGACUCGCCUUUUGCCAUCUUCUGUCAAACAAACGGGAGGCAGUCCUUCGUCUUCGUUGAGAAGGCACGAUGUUGCUGUGCGCCCACGGAUGGGGGAGAUUGAGAAAAGGUUGGAGUUGUUGUUGUCAGUCCAGACUAAAUUAGAGGAAAGCGUAACGCCUCCUUCCAGGCAGAAGCAGGAGAGCGCUGAAAAAGAUAAUUUCUAUGUGAACUGUGGAUCUGCAAUCCGGAAUCUUAGAGAGGAGAUUCCCGCCUUAUUUUACACAGACCUUAACUACGACAUCUACAGAGAGGACAUCACAUUCAGUGAUCCAAUGAACACAUUCUCGGGAAUAGAGAAUUACAAAACUCUAUUCUGGGCACUUCGUUUCCAUGGCCGAAUCUUUUUCAAAGCUUUGUGGGUUGAAGUGAUUCGAGUAUGGCAACCCUCUGACAAGGUUAUAAUGAUUCGGUGGAUAGUGCGGGGCGUUCCACGAAUCCCUUGGGAGGCUCAAGGGCGGUUUGAGGGGACCUCUGAAUACAAGUUGGACAAGGAUGGGAAGAUCUACGCACAUAAAGUUGAUAAUGUCAUAAUGAACUCGCCUCCAAAGUAUGCCCCUCGCUCAGUUAUGGAUCUUGUGCGGGCCGCUGCGACGCAGGGUGCUCCGACACCGACAUAUUAUCAUCAAAUUGGUGUAUUCUCCUACGUGCAGCAGUUCACCUGGAUUCGUUUCUACUCGGCCUUGAGAAAUACUCUUGCGGCCACCUCGUCCACUGAAACUUGUGAUAUUCUGCCAAGUGCCAGCCUCAACCCUUAAAGUAGUUGUUUAACCUAUUUACAUUAUUUGUGAGCACGAGGAUGUAUUAUAUUGGAAAAGCAGUGGGUUAAGUCCAUAUGAUGAUGAGCAUGGUUUGAAUUUGAAGCACCACCACCCUCUAAUUGGAGCAGCAGUGGUAACCACAUCACGAAAAGAGGCCUGGUGCCUAACUAUUGUACUAUGGUUCUUAGGGUUCUUAACUCGAACAGAUGAUUUGAAAAGAGCUUUCCACACUUUGGUUUGGCGAAGGAUAGUGAAGGAGCUGCCUUCUUGGGUAUUUCCAAACCGCUGGAAAAGAAUGUGGGCAGUCUCCGGCAUUUUAAUAGUGCGCAAGCAAGCGGAGAGUUUAGCAAGGGUAGGCUGUAAUUUCCUUCGAAGCGGCCGGUGUAUUUCACUUGGGCCUGUGAGGAUUUUACUGUAUUAGACAUGAGAUGUUCAUAACAGAAGGAUCAUGCCAUCUUUUAUCCCCCCCCCCCUUUUUUUUUGUAAAGGUUUCAGUCCAUUUUUGAGUCCGACAA
Messenger RNA from Physcomitrium patens, 2111 nucleotides. RefSeq lists its product as uncharacterized. Lineage: Eukaryota; Viridiplantae; Streptophyta; Bryopsida; Funariales; Funariaceae. The record is from RefSeq and is a predicted model, not a curated record.